AUGAAGGGCAAUUACAUUUUCCACAAAGUUUUAUUUUUCGCUAUUUUACUAAAUCUCUACAAUAAUAUCCACUGUACUCCGGCCAGAAAUCAAGAAAGAUCGUUAGCCGACCCCGCAUUGGCAGAUGAUAUUAAAUGGUUUUUCCGAGGUAUUGGUAACUUUGCCGGCACUGUGGAGCGAAUGCUGCCCAACAUCAAGUCCGAUCCAAAAAAUAAAACAUUUGGCGAAAAUGCCAAAUUCUCUUUGCUAACUGGAUUGCGCCAUGUUCUGGUGGGUGUGCGUGAAAUUUCAAUGACAUUUGAACAAAGCUUAAAGACCGAUCACAUAAAGCAACUGCAACAAUUUAAAAAUGCAGCGAACUUUGUCAAUGACAUCAUUGGUGCUCUGAAAAUGUGGCUCAGCCAGCUACGUGCAUUGGUUGUGCACAUCUAUACGCUGUACAAUCGCUACCUUCCAGAGGUUCUCUUUGGCAAGUGCUUGGGAAACUAUUUGGUGACAAACUAUCCCGAUCGUUCAUAUUAUGAAUAUCCCUUUAUACUAUUGGCCGAAAUAUACGAAAGUAUUGUUAGCACUGGAGAAUCUGCGUCUCUUGCAACUACAACGGAAGGCGUGGACAGUAUCGCCACUGAAUCGACGAACAUCGAUGAUGACCUCAAUAUUGCUCAAAAUGAAAUAUCACACACAGAUGAAACCAAUGACUAUGACAAUGGUGUCUAUUCGACGAAAUCGCGGCGAAAUGCCGAGGAUGCUUCAUCGUCCGAAAGUAUCUUCAAUCUAAGCACGGUGUUAAACGACGACAAGGAUAAGAUCAUCGAGAAUGCGGCACAACAACAAUCAUGGAAAAUAUGUUUGAAAUUGUAUACGGCCGAAAGUAUAUCGCGUUCUUUGAAGAGUUACUUUUUAAAUAUGUAA
Molecule: messenger RNA, 912 nt
Organism: Musca vetustissima
Lineage: Eukaryota; Metazoa; Arthropoda; Insecta; Diptera; Muscidae
Exons: 4
Coding region: 1-912 (303 amino acids)
Source: RefSeq, a predicted model, not a curated record